AAAAUGACUUUACGUCUUUACGGAGCGGCGGCCUCCUUUUCCUACUCCCCCCAGAAACUACGGCGUCGUUCAGAAAUUUAAGAGCAAUUGCGACUUCAACUUACCAAAACUUCACUUCUCGCUUCUCCACCAAAACCAUCCUCUCAUCGCCGACUCGCUGCCUUCGGAUGGAAAAUGUCGAUCGGAGCAGUCUAUCGAGAGGCGCUCUCAUCGUCUUCGAAGGGCUCGAUCGCAGCGGGAAAACCUCGCAGUCGGCGAGGCUGGUCUCAUUCUUGAAGGAGAAGGGAGUGCCGGUCGAAGCGUGGAGGUUUCCGGACCGGAGCACGCGCGUCGGGCAAAUGAUCUCGGCGUAUUUGGCUAAUGAGUCGCAGUUGGAUGAUAGGACGAUUCAUUUGCUCUUCAGCGCGAAUCGAUGGGAGAAAAGAGUUCAGAUGGAAAGCAAACUAAGAAGUGGAACUUCUCUCGUCGUGGACCGCUAUUCUUAUUCUGGAGUGGCUUUCUCAUCCGCUAAAGGACUAGACAUUGAUUGGUGCAAGGCUCCAGAGGUGGGCUUGAUAGCUCCAGAUCUUGUUUUAUUCCUAGAUGUGCCACCAGAGAGAGCUGCUGAAAGGGGAGGCUAUGGUACUGAGAGAUAUGAACAACUUGAGUUUCAAAAAAAGGUUGCACAGUAUUAUAGCAUGUUGCGUGAUCCUACAUGGGAGAUUGUUGAUGGGUGCCUUACUGUAGAGGGCAUUGAAGAAAAGUUGAGAGGGCUUGUUUCGGAGUGUAUAGACACAUGCCAGAAGGGGAAGCCUGUAACCAAUCUCUGGCCAUCCAAAUAGAUAAAUCUUUGCAAAUAUAGCUUGAUAUCAGCUUGUUUAUGUGAGAUACGAAUCAUAAUCUCAUAUCUAUGAAGAUCAAAAUCGUUACUGUUUUGUGGAUUGCUACUGAAGAAAAAGAAUCACAGGAUGUAGUUCAGAAGAUGAUCAGGUUUAGUUAUGGGGGAAGGCUUUUUUAUCUUUGCCUUUUUCCUUUUCCCCAUAUCUUGAUUUCUUUGAGUGCCUCAUCUAUAUUGUAAGAGUUCCAUUGCUGUGAGAAAUUGCCCUUUGGUGUGCUAAUCACAUUUCUUAAAUAAUCUGAGGGUCCUUUGUGCUCGUUUGUCUACGUUUAAUUAGUCUGAUCAUAUAAUAUUAUCUUUAAACUCAAGUUAUUGUGUAAAACCAUUGAGGAAACUUUACUGACAAGACUUUGGCUUUAACCUCAUGUUCUUGAAGUUCCACUCUGUUCUUUACG
Molecule: messenger RNA, 1272 nt
Organism: Asparagus officinalis (garden asparagus)
Lineage: Eukaryota; Viridiplantae; Streptophyta; Magnoliopsida; Asparagales; Asparagaceae
Product: thymidylate kinase
Exons: 6
Coding region: 168-821 (217 amino acids)
Biological process (GO): dTDP biosynthetic process; dTTP biosynthetic process; dUDP biosynthetic process
Cellular component (GO): mitochondrion; cytoplasm; cytosol
Molecular function (GO): ATP binding; dTMP kinase activity
Source: RefSeq, a predicted model, not a curated record